CUGAAGUGAUAGCCAGUACAACACAAAACCAAGUCCACGUCAUCUACUUCAGAGUCAUCGUUGAAAACAACUGAGUUUUUUUGGAGUUUUUUAAUCCCUGGAGCUUGCCAGCAGUUUCUGUGGGCAAUGUGGGUCAGUUGACGACAGACCUGAUCAUAUCCUCAAUGGAGAUGACAAGGAUGGGUUACAGUCACGAUGACAGCAUACUGCCCAUGGUGGGCAAUGACCCAUUCUCCAGGCUGGAUUCAGAAUCAUGUCAGCUGGUCACCAGUUGUGAGAUUUACAAGUCUUCAAAGGACAAAAUUAUCAUCAUCCAGCAGAGAGCGCCUUUUGUGAAGGGUAAGAGAAGAUCUUUCAGAAGAAAACUGGUGGAGUGGAUCAAAAAGUGUGGGUUUGACCAAGUGGUUAUACUGACCAGUAGUUAUGCUCAUGAGAGAGUGGACAAGCAACUGUCAGGUUCUCAGCAAAGAUACUUAGCUUCUCCAAAGAUGACAGAUAGAUUGGACAAUUUGGUGAGGGAAAAGCUGCAGUGGAAGUGCUUAGAGAAGAGGAUAGCUUUUCCUGCACCGUCGUCUAUAGACCAGGCUGACACUAGAGGUCAGGAGUCAGUCUAUAUCCCUGGGGGAGGCAUUGCUAAGGCACUUUUUGAGGAUUGUUACAAUGAUGUGGCGGUGUUACUGGUCUUGACAUUCUGUGCAGAGGGCGAUAAUGCUCCAGAUGCAGUACAAUUAGCUAAUUACAUCAACCAAUAUCUACAAGUUCUACCUCAGGAGGAGCCAUCUGCAUCUGAGACAUCAGAAGGGCAGAGAUCGCCCAUGUGGAAAAUUCCUAGUUCAUGGAGAUUGACAUUUGGAAACCAAGCUGACCCAAUGCUGUUCCAUUGAUCUCACAGCCAAGUCAUCCUAAACCAUGAGCUAAUCUUGAACCCUAGGCAUGUACUCAGCUAUUAGCUCAUCCUAAGCUAAAGAUCAUCCUGUGACAAGCUCAUCCUGAACCAUAGUUGUGUGCUGUGCCACAAGCUCAUCCUGAACCAUAAGCUCAUACUCAGUUAUAAGUGUAUCCUGAGCCAUAAGCUUAUUCUGAACCAUAAGCUCACACUCAGCUAUAAGGGUAUCCUUAGCCAUAAGCUUACUCUGAACCAUAAGCUCAUACUCAGUUCCAAGGUUAUCUUGAACCAUAAGCUUAUUUUGAACCAUAAGCUCAUAGUCAGUUACAUGUGUAUCCUGAGCCAUAAGCUUACUCUGAACCAUAAUCUCACACUCAGUUAUAAGUGUAUCCUGAGCCAUAAGCUUAUUCUGAACCAUAAGCUCACACUCCGCUAUAAGGGUAUCCUUAGCCAUAAGCUUAUUCUGAACCAUAAGCUCAUACUCAGUUACAAGUGUAUCUUGGGCCAUAAGUUUAUUUUAAAUCAUAGGCUUAUCCUAAGUUACAGCAUAUCUUGAAUCAUAAGUUUGUGCUAAUGCUCAUUGUGAUUUUAAUUGGAACAAGACUGUUACCCCAGUCUUUCUGCAACAAUCCACAGCUAGAAAACAAUUUCAUGUUUCUCUCAUUGGCUCAAAGUACGACAUUAAAACAACAAUCAAAUAAAUAAAUAUCUUAGAUAAGGUGAUAAAAAGUGUUUGGCAAUAGGCCAUGUAAACAUGUGAUUAUGGUGGGAGGAAACUGGGCAGAGGCCAAGGGAAACCCAAGACCGUCCAUAGAAUUGGGGGUGGUAGCCUGGUCAUGUGUUCCCAGUAUGUUCAUCAUUGAUCAAGACCAUCCAUAGAAUUGGAGGUGGUGGCCUGGUCAUGUGUUCCCAGUAUGUUCAUCAAUGAUCAAGGCCAUCCAUAGAAUUGGAGGUGGUAGCCCGGUCAUGUGUUCCCAGUAUGUUCAUCAAUGAUGAAGGUCAACCAUAGAAUUGGAGGUGGUGGCCUGGUCAUGCAUUCCCAGUAUGUUCAUCAAUGAUCAAGGCCAUCCAUAGAAUUGGAGGUGGUAGCCCGGUCAUGUGUUCCCAGUAUGUUCAUCAAUGAUGAAGACCAACCGUAGAAUUGGAGGUGGUGGCCUGGUCAUGCAUUCCCAGUAUGUUCAUCAUUGAUGAAGGUCAACCAUAGAAUUGGAGGUGGUGGCCUGGUCAUGCAUUCCCAGUAUGUUCAUCAAUGAUCAAGGCCAUCCAUAGAAUUGGAGGUGGUAGCCCGGUCAUGUGUUCCCAGUAUGUUCAUCAAUGAUGAAGACCAACCGUAGAAUUGGAGGUGGUGGCCUGGUCAUGCAUUCCCAGUAUGUUCAUCAUUGAUCAAGACCAUCUAUAGAAUUGGAGGUGAUAGCCUGGUCAUGUGUUCCCAGUAUGUUCAUCAAUGAUGAAGACCAACCAUAGAAUUGGAGGUGGUGGCCUGGUCAUGCAUUCCCAGUAUGUUCAUCAUUGAUCAAGACCAUCUAUAGAACUGGAGGUGAUAGCCUGGUCAUGUGUUCCCAGUAUGUUCAUCAUUGAUCAAGACCAUCCAUAGAAUUGGAGGUGAUAGCCUGGUCAUGUGUUCCCAAUAUGUUCAUCAUUGAUCAAGACCAUCUAUAGAAUUGGAGGUGGUAGCCCGGUCAUGUGUUCCCAGUAUGUUCAUCAUUGAUCAAGACCAUCCAUAGAAUUGGAGGUGAUAGCCUGGUCAUGUGUUCCCAAUAUGUUCAUCAUUGAUCAAGACCAUCUAUAGAAUUGGAGGUGGUAGCCCGGUCAUGUGUUCCCAGUAUGUUCAUCAUUGAUCAAGACCAUCUAUAGAAUUGGAGGUGGUGGCCUGGUCAUGUGUUCCCAGUAUGUUCAUCAUUGAUCAAGACCAUCUAUAGAAUUGGAGGUGGUAGCCUGGUCAUGUGUUCCCAGUAUGUUCAUCAUUGAUCAAGACCAUCUAUAGAAUUGGAGGUGGUGGCCUGGUCAUGUGUUCCCAGUAUGUUCAUCAUUGAUCAAGACCAUCUAUAGAAUUGGAGGUGGUAGCCCGGUCAUGUGUUCCCAGUAUGUUCAUCAUUGAUCAAGACCAUCUAUAGAAUUGGAGGUGGUGGCCUGGUCAUGUGUUCCCAGUAUGUUCAUCAUUGAUCAAGACCAUCUAUAGAAUUGGAGGUGGUAGCCCGGUCAUGUGUUCCCAGUAUGUUCAUCAUUGAUCAAGACCAUCUAUAGAAUUGGAGGUAGUGGCCUGGUCAUGUGUUCCCAGUAUGUUCAUCAUUGAUCAAGACCAUCUAUAGAAUUGGAGCUGG
Molecule: messenger RNA, 3207 nt
Organism: Liolophura sinensis
Lineage: Eukaryota; Metazoa; Mollusca; Polyplacophora; Chitonida; Chitonidae
Product: proteasome assembly chaperone 2-like
Exons: 7
Coding region: 165-884 (239 amino acids)
Biological process (GO): proteasome assembly
Cellular component (GO): cytosol; nucleus
Source: RefSeq, a predicted model, not a curated record